Molecule: messenger RNA, 3252 nt
Organism: Sphaerulina musiva SO2202
Lineage: Eukaryota; Fungi; Ascomycota; Dothideomycetes; Mycosphaerellales; Mycosphaerellaceae
Product: PGAP1-domain-containing protein
Exons: 3
Coding region: 1-3252 (1083 amino acids)
Biological process (GO): endoplasmic reticulum to Golgi vesicle-mediated transport; GPI anchor metabolic process
Cellular component (GO): endoplasmic reticulum
Molecular function (GO): phosphatidylinositol deacylase activity
Source: RefSeq, a predicted model, not a curated record
AUGCUCUCAGAAAAGACAAUAUGGCCGCGAACUACACCCGCCAGGUCGAAUCCUCCGCUCGAGCCCGACACCCUCGACCAACCCGUGCCCUCGAAGUCGGCCUCCGACUACGUCGCAGACCGUCUGCGCAAACACGCCGAAAGACUGCGGAGUCCCUGGAGAUGUUCGUUUCUCACGCUCGCGACCAGCAUUGGCGCCAUCCUGAUGCUGUUGACCGUGGUCCACUCCUUCUUCCAUCGGCAGCAGGACCCGAAAGGAUGCGCCAUGUCGUACAUGCGCCCACGAUUUGAUCGCUUCCCGGACUUUGACUCCGAGCACACUCGCUUUGCCAGCAAGUACUCGUUAUACCUCUAUCGCGAAGGCGGCAUCGACGAAGAUGUCCGCGUCAAGGGCAUACCAGUCCUUUUCAUUCCCGGAAAUGCGGGAAGCUACAAGCAGGUCCGCCCCAUCGCUGCAGAGGCUGCAGUGUACUUUCAUGAGGUGCUGCGACAGAAUCAGCACGCGCGGAAUGACGGGAAACGGUCGUUGGACUUCUUCACCGUCGACUUCAACGAAGAACUCAUCGCGUUUCAUGGCCAGACGCUGUUGGAUCAGGCCGAAUAUCUGAAUGAGGCCAUUGCAUACAUUUUGGCGCUAUAUCACAAUCCACAACGCUCUGCGCGAGAACCGGGCCUUCCCGACCCCAAAUCGGUCAUUAUCCUGGGACACUCCAUGGGUGGUGUCGUGGCGAGGACCAUGCUCCGAAUGUCCAAUUAUCAAGAGCACACCAUCAAUACCAUCCUCACCCUCUCUGCUCCUCAUGCCCGGCCGCCCAUCUCGUUUGAUGCAGCAAUGGUCUCGACAUACAACGAUAUCAACACGUAUUGGAGAGACUCCUUCUCCGGCGUGAGAGCGGGCAAGAACCCCCUCGAGGACGUCACUCUGGUCUCUGUUGCGGGAGGUGGUCUGGACACCAUGAUCCCGUCCGAGUACACCAGUUUGACGUCCCUGGUGCCGGAUACACACGGCUUCACCGUCUUCACCUCGAGCAUUCCCAAUGUCUGGACCGGCAUGGAUCAUCUGGCCAUCAUGUGGUGCGACCAGUUCCGCAAGGCCAUUGUCAAGGCCAUAUACGAUGUGAUUGACGUUCGCCGCCCAUCACAGACACGAGCACAGCCCGAACGCAUACGCGCGUUCCGGAAACGACUGCUCACCGGAAUCGAGCCCGUUGUGGAGAAGGGCCUGUUGGAACAGGAGCCCACGACGUACCUGACGCUCGAACACAGCUCUACCGGCAUCAUGUCACACGGCGAACGUCUCGUAUUACGGUCGCUGGGUGAUGCAGGUACCACCAAAGCGCACGUCAUGCCGAUACCAGCACAGCCGUUCGUGAAAGGAAGCAAGUUCACCCUCCUGACCGAUCAGAAGCUGGACUCGGAAGAAGAUAACGGCACGCUCUCCGUGCUCCUCUGCAGUGUCUUUCCGCCGCCUGCAGGCUUCUCAGGGCUGUCUUAUGCCAUCAAUCUGGAUCCCACCAACAAUGCAGGCGGAUCGACGAGACUUGCCUGCAAGAAUGCGGUUUCGGAUGUAUCGCUGUUGCCGGCAUCGACCAACACGUCCGUCCAUGCCUUUGACAAGGCACCCCCCUUCUCGUACUUGCAGUACGAGCUCUCCGACAUUGCGGAUUAUCAAUUCGUCGCGGUGAUUGAAAAGGCGAAUGAGCGCACUGCGGGAUGGGUGAUGGCCGAGUUCAGUCUCGCCGUGGAGUCUUCGAUCAAGGUCAGCAAAGGCCACCACCAGCUCCUCCUCAGCGGUGCCACGAUUCGACUUCCUGCGAACAGACCCAUGAUGACGGAGCUGAAGAUUCCCGAGGUGCACUCGACGCUCUUUGCGUAUGCACUGGAGGUGAACAGGAAGCCGUGCAGAGGUGCUCCUGAAAGCUUUGCUCCCUUGCUCCGCCAGUACAUUGCCGAACCGUACGAGUCCAAGUACUUUGUCAACACCAAAGGGGGCAAUAUCAACGUCCACGGCCUGUCACCGUACAUGCCGCCACGAUUGAGUGCUGGCCCUGUGACAGAGGGACUGGCACUGCAGUUCUGGAUAGACCCCACGUGCAACUCGACGCUGGAGGUUUCGAUCAAGGUCGAUGUACUCGGGAGUGCGGGCAAACUGGUGAUGAGAUACCGGACCGUGUUCGCCGCUUUUCCCAUCCUGGUCGUCGCACUGGUUCUACGCAAACAAUUCAAGGUGUACGACACCACCGGAGUAUUCAUCAGCUUCACACAGAGCAUGGACCAGUGCAUCCGCACGUCGUUGCCGGCCAUCUUCAUCGCGUUGACGUUCUUUGGUAUUGCCGUUUCCAAGUCCAGCCACAAUCUCUGGACACGGCACUGGCUCAGCAAGUCCACCGGCACGUCCGAACAAACGAUUGACUUCACCGUGAAUGAUCUGAUGCUGGGCACCUCGGAUCCAUUCUUCUGGUUCUUGAUUCCCCUGUUUGCCAUCACCAGCGUUGGAAUCUGCAUUGCAAUGAACUAUGUCGUCCUCGCUCUGACGCAUACCAUUGCGCUUGCGGUGGCCAAGGUCCACUCGUGGACGCACGGCACGUCGUAUGAUGCACGAAUACCAUCGUCCCACGGGGGAUUGCUCAAUCGCCGCAACAUGACCAUCGCAGUGCUGCUGCUCCUGGUGGUCACCAUUAUCCCCUACCAAUUCGCAUACGCGGUGCUCUGCCUCGUCCAAGCCGUGACGUGCAUACGAGCCAUCAAGACCGCCCAGGAGUCGCAAACGCCACCGAGCUAUCACUUUUACAAUUACGCACAUUCGAUGCUGAUCCUUAUGCUCUGGAUCCUACCCAUCAAUGCACCUGUCUUGGUGGUGUGGAUCCAUAAUCUCACCGUACACUGGAUGACGCCCUUUUCGACCCACCACAACCUGCUGUCGGUGCUGGGCUACAUCUUGCUGGUCGAGACGAUGAGCACGAAUGACAUGAUACCGCGCGUCACGAGUCGCAUUCGCUUUUUCACCAACACAUUAAUGUUUGCAUUAGCGCUCUACGCGGCGGUGUAUGGCGUUACGUACGCGUACAGGAUGCACUACCUGGUGAACGCACUGUGUUGCUGGCUGUUCCUGGUGCAUCUUUCGAACUCCGGCUCGCUGGCGAGCCUUGCGCAGCAUUUCUCCGGCUCGCCCACGACAUCAUCAUCAUCAUCAUCAUCAUCACCUCCCACAGGGUCGACAGUACCACCCUCACGCGGCAAGAAACGACCGUGA